This is a messenger RNA of Plectropomus leopardus (leopard coralgrouper), 1056 nucleotides long. The record is from RefSeq and is a predicted model, not a curated record. NCBI's taxonomy places the organism in Eukaryota, Metazoa, Chordata, Actinopteri, Perciformes, Serranidae.
AUGGAGCUUUUCCCGCUUGAUAUUUCAGCUGAAAGCCCUCGAGAUUCACACCUGCCGCUGUCGACCAAUCAGAGAGGCUCUGUUAACGGCACCUGGGAGUCUGAUGGCGUCACCUUCUUCAUCAUUCAGGGCCUCGCCAGCCUCGGCGAGAAAAGGAUGAUCCUUUUUGUCAUCCUGCUUCUGGGUUACAUCAUCAUCCUGGGAGGAAACAGCAUGAUCAUCUUAGUGGCUUUGACUGAUUCGAAGCUAAACUCUCCGAUGUUCUUCUUCCUCUACAACCUCUCCUUCGUGGACAUCCUCUUCACCACCACCACCAUCCCCAAAAUGCUCUCCGGCCUCCUGACGGAUGUGAACACCAUCUCCGUCCCCGGCUGUUUCUUCCAGAUGCAUUUUUUUGUUCAGUUGGGAGUUACUGCCUACGCUAUCCUGACUGUCAUGGCGUACGACCGCUACGUGGCCAUCUGCGACCCUCUGCGCUACACCGCCGUCAUGACUCGGCCCGUCCGGCUGCUCCUCGUUGCAGGAGCCUGGAGUUUUGCCGCCUUCUGCACGCUGCCGGCCACUUCCAUGAGCUGGCGGCAGGUUUACUGCGGCCCCAAUGUAGUGAGGAAUGGUUGGUGCGACCUGUCAGCCGUGAGGCGCCUGGCGUGUGGUGACACCACCAUACAUAACAUUGUGUCCAUUUCUUUCGCCAUACUGGCCCUGCUGACAACAGGAGUCCUCAUCCUCACUUCCUACAUCCUGAUUGGAGUUUCAGUGUCGAGGAUGGGCGUGGCUCAGAGGCUGAAGGCCUUCGGGACGUGCGCUGCCCACCUGACCGUGGUGACCAUCUCUUUUGGCUCGGCCUCGUGUGUUUUCAUCUCCUACCGGGUGGGAAAGUUUUCACCAGAGGAUCGCGUCAUCGUGUCCGUGCUGUUCUCCGCUCUGACACCGCUCCUGAACCCGAUGAUCUACAGUCUGAGGAACAAAGACCUGCGAGAGGCCAUCAGGAGGACUGUGAGCCGGAUCAGACCGCCUGCUGUGAUUCCCACAAAGGACGUCAACACGGUGACCUGA